AUGCCGGACGGGAUCCCCGAGGAGCUCGCGCUGCAGAUCAGCGAGGCGGUGCAGCAUGCCACCGCGCAGGUCUUCGGCGAGUUGGCCGCGGCCUGGGAGCGGCGGCAGCAGGAGCUGAACGACCGCAUUGUGCAGGAGAUUCAGAAUCUCAGGAAGGGCGGCCUACAGCCGCUGGCUAGGAGCGACAAGCCCAAGUCUAGCAGCGGCUCGCUGGUCGGCAAGUGGUCUGGCAUGGAUGUGGACAAGCUCCUCCAGGAGUCGGAGGACAAGGACAGCUGA
Messenger RNA from Effrenium voratum, 279 nucleotides. NCBI's taxonomy places the organism in Eukaryota, Dinophyceae, Suessiales, Symbiodiniaceae. The record is from the annotation of a GenBank genome assembly.